AUGGGGCAACAGACGAAGCCUUGGCGCGCACUACACCUGACGAACGUUGAUCGCGAGUGUGGUGCACCACUCGGCCACGAGCGCCACACGCCCAGCUUCGUGUUAGAGGCUGAACGCGGCCCUUCCAGGGAGGCUACGAACUGCAACGUGCGUGCCCAAGCGGCGUACACCAACGGGCUGCAUGCCUCGGCCAGCGCAGCACCUCCAGCAGCGCGCCCACGCCCUCGAGGCGAGGCGCGCGCCAAGCCCCGACCGCCAGUCGAUGGGCGGCACGGGCGUCAGCAGGUGCAUGCUGGCAUGUGGGUGCGUAACGGUUCGUCCCUGGUUAGCCAAAUCAAAGCUUAUCAGGAUGUACGACGUCGGGCUGAGAUGCUGGACAAAGAUGUGGUUGUGCUGCAGAUUGGGGCCUCUCUAAUUGACAAUGAUGAGUUCAUGAUUUUACUUCUAUACAAGUUCAACCUGCUUCGAUGGACACAGCAAGAGUUUGAGAACAGCCCAUUGACUGGGCCUGUUGAGGACACAAUGGACAAGAUUGCAAAGUUGGUGGAGGAGUUCCUGGGUCUGCUGCUGAUGAUUGUGGCUGAGCGGCACGUGCCUGGCGUGGGCCAGGUGAACUCUGAAGCAUGUGUGGUGAAGGAGAUAGUGCAGCAGCUGUGUCUGCGGCCAUUGUCACAUGUGGAGCUGAAUUCAAAGCUCUGUGUUGAGGGCCGCCUUGAGCAUAUAAUAGACCAGGAGGGAAGCAAAGUGUCUGAUUACAAGGUGCCAGUAGGAGAUGGCCCUAGGCGUGGGUUGUAUGAACUGAAGCCUGAGAAAUAUGCCGAGUGCAAUGUGUACUACUACCACUACUCUCGUGAGGAGAUAUCAGAGGUGCAGGAGAAGCUGGUGCGUAUGCGCCGAAAUGCAGGCAAUCCGGCGUUUGUUCCACCGCCGGUGCCCCCACCCUUUGAGGAGCCCUUCGCACCAGUUGUCACCUUGAUGCGCUGUGACGUGAUGCUGCUGGUGCUGCGCAUAGUGCUGGAGCGUGCUGCCAACCCGCAGACGCAGUCCUUCACAGAGGAGCAGCUGCACAGGACAUUGUACCUCAUUGGGUACGCUCUCUACGAACAGGAGCGCGACGCGAAGGCCGCCGCGGACGCCGAGGAAGGAGCAGCCGACGAGUGGCAGCCUGCCGGGGCGACGUUCACUGAACGCGCGAGCGCGUGCGGCCUGGAGCAGCUGCUGCAGGAGCUGUGCACCAACGCGCGCGUGGCGGUGCACUGGCAGCUGCUGGCGUGGACGGUGGCCCGUUUCCGCAGCGUGGCCGCCGCCUCCGCCGCCGCCGCCUCCGCCCACGGCGCCGCUUCCGCUUCCGCGGCCGGCGCCGAAGAGGCGGAGCCGGCGGUGGCGGAGGAGGUGGAGAUGGUGGGCGGCGCCGUUCGCGAGGAGUCGCAGCGCCGCCACGAGAAGGCGGAGAAGUCCCGCGAACGCAUCAUGGCGCAGAUGCGCGCGAUGCAAUUGAAGUUCAUGAAGUCGCAUGCAGCCCUAAUGGAGGAAGUGCAGGUAUUUUAA
Gryllus bimaculatus (two-spotted cricket) is the source of this 1548-nucleotide messenger RNA. NCBI's taxonomy places the organism in Eukaryota, Metazoa, Arthropoda, Insecta, Orthoptera, Gryllidae. The record is from the annotation of a GenBank genome assembly.